Messenger RNA from Drosophila takahashii, 384 nucleotides. The record is from RefSeq and is a predicted model, not a curated record. Lineage: Eukaryota; Metazoa; Arthropoda; Insecta; Diptera; Drosophilidae.
GUUCCACUUUUAAUGGCCACUCACCCGGGCGGAGUUUCCACCAGGCAGCCAAAGCACUUUAUACAGCUGAAGGACUCUGGAAAGUUUCAACUAUACGACUUUGGCAAAGAAGGAAAUCAGAUCACCUAUGGCCAAUCCUGGCCCCCUGAUUAUCCGCUGGAAAAGGUCGAUCCAAUGACGCCCAUCCACUUGUUUUAUAGCGAUGGAGACCACACCGUCUCAUCAGAGGACAUUCCAAUUUUGGCCAGCAAGUUGCCCAGGUCGGUGCUACAUAAGAUCGAAAAGUCCAAAUGGGAUCACUCCGAUUUUAUUAUUGGGAAUACUGUAGAUGAAGUGUUGAAUCUACCUAUUAUCAACAUAAUCAAUGAAUUCGAGAAGAAUUAA